CUGCUGAAUCUAAUCAUCAGAGAUUUUGUAGUUAAAUUUGUGGCCAAGACAGAAAGUUUCAAUGAGAAGAAAUAGGCUAAAAUCACUAACUUUAGCCAAAAAAGAUUAAACCAACUCAAUGAUCAAUAUGUUCCGUAGAGUUAAAACACCUCCGAAAUUAGCAUUAUAGUAACAAUAUCUUUACCCAAAACAAGGGAUUAUAUGUAUAAGAUUUUAAUUGAGUCACAAAAAGAGGUCACCCUCAAAUUAUUUGGAUAUAUAUUUUUAUUUUAUUACUUUACUUUUUUUAAUAAACGCGCUAGCCUCCUAGCUAGGGAGGCUUUUUAAUUCUGGUAAUGAAGAAAUGAUUAUAGGAACUAAAAAUUAAGAACUCUUUUCAAUUUAGUUUAUAUCCAUAUAUAUAUAUAUAAUUAUUAAUAAUGUCUAGAUUAAAAAUUUGCCAUACCAUUAUCAGUCUGAUCAUAUCUUUUUGUCUUUAUGCUGUGAUCAAUUGUGAGGCCAAAAAACCACUAUUGCCUCCAAGUCGUGAUACGUUAAGGGGUACCAGAUUGGGCAGUAAAGCUGUUCCUGGUGAGAAAAUAUUUAAUGUCAAGAACUUUGGAGCCAUCCCAAAUGGAAGAAAAGAUAAUACACAGGCUUUCAUGAAAACAUGGGUUGCAGCAUGCCACUUCAAAGGAAGAGCCAGAGUUCUCAUCCCACCAGGGGUUUAUGCUCUAGGACCACUCAUAUUUGCAGGGCCAUGCAUUGGUCCAAGCCCUAUAAUUGUUCAAGUUUCAGGCACAUUAAAAGGUGAUACAGAUAUUUCCCUCUAUGAAGAACCUGCAUGGUUUCAAUUCGAAAACAUCGACGGAUUAAUCGUCACCGGUGGUGGCGCUUUCGAUGGCCAAGGUGAAUCUGCUUGGAAAUAUAACGACUGCAAAAACAACAAUGACUGUGUUCAACUCCCCUCUAACAUAAAGUUGAAUAAAGUGUCAAAUGCUAUCUUGAGAGGGUUUACAUCAGCAGAUAGCAAAGGGGUUCACAUAUUCAUAACAAAUUCUCAGAACAUUAGGCUAAAGAGGCUUCAUAUAGUUGCCCCAGGUGAUAGCCCAAAUACUGAUGGAGUUCAUAUUAGUACCUCAAUCAAUGUCAAAGUAAGCAAAACUAUCAUUGCUACUGGUGAUGAUUGCAUUGGUAUGAUCAAGGGCUCCACCGAUGUUGCCAUCAACAAAGUUACUUGUGGCCCUGGACAUGGCAUUAGCAUUGGUAGCCUGGGAAAAUAUGAGAAUGAGGAAGAUGUUAGAGGAAUUACAGUAAAGAACACCACAUUUUUGAAAACAGAUAAUGGAAUUAGAAUCAAGACAUGGCCAGGUUCAACUCCAAGUUUAGCAACUGGUAUGAUUUUCCAAGACCUAGUUAUGGAUAAUGUAAGAAACCCCAUCAUCAUCGACCAAGGAUAUUGUCCAAGUGGUUGCAAGAAACAGCCAUCUCGAGUAAAGAUUAGUAACAUUCAAUACAUAAACAUAAGAGGAACUUCGAGCUCAGAAGUGGGUGUGAAUUUGAUGUGUAGCCCACAAUAUCAGUGUGAGAAUAUUCACCUAUUCAACAUCAAUUUGAAACAUAUAGGAAAUGGACCCAUCACUGCCACGUGUGCCAAUGCAAGAGUCAGCACUUUUGGUGGCUUACAAAGCCCACGUGUAACUUGUCAUAAUUAGUUGCAUUGAUAUUAUUAAUUAAUUCAUUAAGCAAUUAAUUAUAUAAGAUGAAUUUAAUUCCUCCUCCUGAUGACCCCUCCUGAUGAUGAUCUACAUAUAAAUAUAUAUGUUAUUCAACUACUUACUAAUAUUUGAGAUUGAUUUGAUUGUGUAUAAUGUACAAGGGUGAAAAUGAUGAGGAUUUUUGUUCUAAAUGAAAAAUUGGAUCCAUAAUAAUUCA
This is a messenger RNA of Cannabis sativa, 1914 nucleotides long. RefSeq names its product exopolygalacturonase-like. The record is from RefSeq and is a predicted model, not a curated record. The coding region runs from base 420 to 1694 and encodes 424 amino acids. NCBI's taxonomy places the organism in Eukaryota, Viridiplantae, Streptophyta, Magnoliopsida, Rosales, Cannabaceae. Gene Ontology annotation, molecular function: polygalacturonase activity. Gene Ontology annotation, biological process: carbohydrate metabolic process. The transcript is spliced from 5 exons.